Messenger RNA from Malus domestica (apple), 5807 nucleotides. RefSeq lists its product as uncharacterized. Gene Ontology annotation, cellular component: nucleus. The record is from RefSeq and is a predicted model, not a curated record. Gene Ontology annotation, molecular function: chromatin binding. NCBI's taxonomy places the organism in Eukaryota, Viridiplantae, Streptophyta, Magnoliopsida, Rosales, Rosaceae.
CACUCUGCCCGGUCUGCCCGAUCUACCCGCCUGCCCGAGACUCUGCAGCUUUGCUCUCGCUACCAAGUACACCUUUCCCUUUUGCCGUCUGGCUCUUUCUCUACGACUUUCUCUCUCUGAAGUAGAUCGAAAGCCGGCUCGAAAUCGGGACUUCUUGUUGGAUCUGACCUUCAAUUAGAUCGGGACUUGUUGUCUGGGAUCCUAGAAUCAUCGCAAUUCGAUUUGGAUUUCGGAGUUUCUGUGCGCUCGGAUUCGUUUGGGGGGCAAAAUUAGGGUUUCAUUUCGGGGGAAGCAGUGAAUCCGGGGCUUCGUUGAGGGCGGAUGGGCGGAGAGGUGUGGAAAAGGAGGGGUUUUGGCGGGAAUUGAGGGGCGAGAUUGAUGGUCUUUGUUGGAAUUGAAGGAGGGAUCGCGGUAGGGAUUGGGGAAAAUGCAAGGCUAUGCAUGGGAGGGGAAGUGAGGAGAGGAAACGGAGUUGGCACAUGUUGAAAGUCCCCACGCGUGUAUGCGUGGCCAAUGGUUCUUCUUCAUCACCCUCGUCUUUACCCAAUUCGUUUUUCAAGGACGGGCGUAAGAUCAGUGUUGGCGAUUGUGCUCUUUUCAAACCACCCCAGGAUUCUCCACCCUUCAUUGGAAUAAUUCGUUGUGUGACUACAGGCAGAGAGAAGAAGUUAAAAUUAGGUGUUAAUUGGCUUUAUCGACCUUCUGAAAUAAAGCUUGGCAAAGGCAUCUUGUUGGAUGCUGCGCUGAAUGAAAUUUUUUAUUCCUUUCAUAAGGAUGAGAUACCUGCCGCAUCGUUACUUCAUCCGUGUAAAGUCGCGUUCCUUCCUAAAGGUGUUGAUCUUCCGUCAGGGAUUUCAUCUUUUGUGUGCCGGCGUGUUUAUGACAUCACAAAUAAUUGUUUAUGGUGGCUAACUGAUCAGGACUUUAUUAAUGAGCGACAAGAGGAAGUAGAUCAAUUGUUGUAUAAAACUCAAGUAGAAAUGCAUGCAACUGUGCAGUCUGGUGGCCGAUCCCCAAAACCAUUGAAUGGUCCAACAUCAGCAUCACAGUUAAAAGUUGUGUCAGAUGGUGUCCAGAAUAGUGGCUCAUCUUUUUCCUCUUUAGUUAAGGGGAAGAAAAGGGAGCGGGGAGAUCAAGGAUCUGAGCCUGUCAAACGAGAACGCACUAUGAAAACAGAUUAUGGGGAUUCUGGCAGCUUUAGACAGGAAACCACUUUAAAAUCUGAAAUUGCCAAAAUAACAGAAAAAGGAGGCCUUUUAGAUUCUGAAGGGGUUGAGAAAUUGCUGCAGCUCAUGAUACCUGAUGAAAAUGAGAAAAAAAUAGACUUGGCUGGCCGGUUAAUGCUUGCUAAUGUCAUAGCAGCCACAGAUAAAUUUGAUUGCCUUAGUCAAUUUGUACUCAAGGGUGUGCCAGUAUUCGAUGAAUGGAUCCAAGAGGUUGGACAUAAAGGGAAGAUAGGUGAUGGGAAUGGACCCAAAGAUAGCGAUAAAUCUAUUGAGGAGUUUCUCUUGGUUUUACUUCGGGCACUGGAUAAGCUGCCUGUUAAUCUUGAAGCUCUGCAAAUGUGUAACAUUGGAAAGUCUGUAAAUCACUUACGGACGCAUAAGAACUUGGAAAUCCAGAAGAAAGUAAGAAGCUUAGUUGAUAAAUGGAAGAAACGAGUUGAAGCUGAAAUGGAUGCAAAGUCUAAUUCAAAUGCGGCUGUCUCCUGGUCUGCAAGACCACGCUUCCCAGAAGUUUCUCAUGGUGGAAACAGGCAUUCUGGUGGAUCUGUUGAUGUUGCCGUGAAGAGCUCAGUCACACAGCUCUCCAUAUCCAAAUCUGCUUCAGUUAAGCUUGUCCAUGGAGAUGGUAUUACCAAAUCUGCUUCAGUAUCACCGGGAUCUUUGAAAUCAGUUCCCUCACCAGUGUCAGCAAGUUCUAACUUAAAAGAUGGACUGCCUCGAGUUGUUGCUGUUGGCGUCACAGUUGAUCUUCCUUCGACAACUCCAAGGGAUGAGAAAAGUAGCAGUUCUAGUCAAUCUCACAACAACAGUCAGUCGUGUUCGAAUGAUCAUGCAAGAACUGGAGGUAUUUCUGGGAAAGAGGAUGCGAGGAGCUCUACUGCUGGUUCAAUGAAUGUUAAGGUAUCAGGUGGCUCUUCCCGACCUCGGAAAUCAACAAAUGGCUUCCCAGGCUCUGCUCUUUCUGUAGUUCAAAGGGAAACUUUGUCAAGCAGAAGUUCAUCUUUGCACAAGAAUCCAGUUCCAGAAAAAUCAUCACAGCCUGGAUUGACGAGUGAAAAGGUACUAGAUGGACCUUCUGCUGAGGGAAAUGGACCCAAGUUGAUUGUUAAGAUUCCAAAUUGUGGUCGCAGUCCUGCACAAAGUGGCAGUGGAGGUUCGUCUGAAGAUCCUUUAAAUACUAUUAGCAGAGCUGCUUCUCCCAUGCAAAAGGUUGAAGCUUAUCGAGCCACUGUUACCUCAGAUGUGAACAACGAAUCAUGGCAAAGUAAUGAUUUCAAGGAUGUACUGACUGGAUCGGAUGAGGGUGAUGGAUCCCCGGCUGCUGUUACUGAUGAAGAGCAUGAUAGGCCCGGUGACGACUCUAAGAAGAUUGCCGAAGUCCCAAAAGCUGCUUCCUCGUCAUCUGGGAACGAAAAGUCGGGGAAUUUGCAGGAUGCUUCUUUCAGCUCUAUACAUGCAUUAAUUGAAAGCUGUGCGAAGUAUUCUGAAGGUAAUGCCUCUUUGUCAGCUGGAGAUGAGCUUGGUAUGAAUCUGCUUGCUAGUGUUGCUGGAGAGAUGUCUAAAUCUGAAUCCCCAACUGAUUCUCCUCAAAGGUCUACCCCGGUUUCUGAGUAUCUCUGCAAAGGCACUGAUCCCAGAGUCAAAUCACCUCCAGUUGAUGAGCUUGCUCGAGAUGAAAAUCAGUCUAAUGAUGUCGCUGAUGAUGAAUGUGAGAACCACGGUGUUGCAUUCACUACUUCUGGGGCUAAGAAUGGGGUUGUCCAAUCUUUUUCUUCCCUGCCUGAACAGUCUUCUGUAGCAGAGGACACUGGAAAUCUAUGCUCUUCAAAUAGAAGUUUUCAUCAUUCUGCAGAACCCACCCCAGAAAGCAAAGAAAAAUCUAUGGAAGUUACUCUAGCUCCUUUUACUGCUUCCCCUCCUAGUACAGUUGAGAAAGCUAUGGACGGUGAAGGAGUACCUCUUCAAGACAAAAAGGUGGUUGGUGGAGUGAGUGCUGAUGUCAUUUCAGAAAAUAAGGUCAGUGAUGUUAGUUCGAGGGUAGUAGUGGGGAAUGAAGCCAUUGAAGAACAUUCCUUGCACCCAGAGUUUGAUGUUGAUGGUAUGAUAAAAACUUCAAGUUAUGAAGGGAGUGUACAUACGGAGGAGAAACCAUCUAGUUUAAAGAAGCAUUCUGAGUUGGUGAAUGGAACCUGUGAAGAAGCGCUACUUUCUUCUAGUUUUCGUAAAGGUUUGAUCUCAGAAAAAGUCAGUGAACUGAAGGCUGAAACAACUGAUGAAAAGGAUGGCCCGAGUUAUUGUAAUCAGGCUGAAAAUCCCAGAAUUGAUUCAGAAAGUAAUGGUCCUGGCACUUUGAAAACAGAAAAUAAUGAUCUUACAACUCCUGGGAGUCAAGCUCUAGGUGGCUCUAGUUCCGCUGUUACUGAUAAUACCGGUGAAGAUGUAGAGGAGAAUAUGAAAACUAAAGAAACUAAUGAUCAAGUUGUUGAACCUGGUAUUAGGAAGGUGUCGCCUGAUAUUCCCAUGCAGGAAGUAGAAGAAUAUUUGAGGCCGAAGAGUUCUAAAUUAACCAACAUGGAAGCAGAAGAAGCUGAGGAAUGUACAUCUACAACUGCAGAUGCUUCUUCUGUGUCUGCUGCAGGGGCAGCAGUUGUGGAUGCAAAAGUGGAGUUUGAUUUGAACGAAGGCUUUAAUGCCGAUGAUGGGAAAUAUGCAGAGCCAAAUAAUUUGACAGUACCUGGAUGUUCAACUGCUCUUCGGUUGAUUAGCCCGGUACCUUUUGCUGUUUCUUCUGUGUCUAGUGGCCUUCCUGCUUCAGUUUCAGUUCCUGCUGCAGCAAAAGGGCCGUGUGUUCCACCAGAUGACCUGUUGAAGAGUAAAGGGGCGGAGGUUGGUUGGAGGGGAUCAGCAGCUACAAGCGCGUUCCGGCCAGCUGAACCCAGAAAAGUUCAAGAAUUUCCACUGGGUACAAGUAUUUCAGUUCCCGAGCCUACACCGAGCAAGAAAGGACGCCCAGCUUUAGACAUUGACUUGAACAUACCCGAUGAAAGAAUUCUGGAGGAUAUGGCUUCUCAAAGUUCUGCUCAAGAGACAUCUUCUAUUGCUGACACAAUAAACAAUAAAGCUUUUGCGGGUGACCAGUCGAUGAGUAUUGCACCCGUUCACAGUUCUGGAGGUCUUGAUCUUGACUUGAAUCAAGUUGAUGAGGCUUCUGAAAUGGGCAAUUAUCCAUUGAGCAAUAGCCAUCGAAUGGAUAACCAAAUCCUAUCAAUAAAAUCAGGUGGACCUGUCAAUGGAGAAGUUAGUCUUUGUAGGGAUUUUGAUUUGAAUAACGGACCUGUUGUUGAUGAGUUGUGUGCUGAACCGGCAGUGUUUAGUCAGCAUGCCAUGAGCAGUGUACCAUCUCAACCACCUGUAUCUGGUUUUAGGAUGAACAAUACAGAAGUAGGGAAUUUCUCAUCAUGGUUUCCUCCUAGCAAUACGUAUUCUGCAGUCGCAAUUCCUUCAAUUAUUUCAGAUUGUGGAGAGCAGCCAUUCCCAGUUGUUGCAACUGGGGGACCACAGACGAUGUUGGGCCCCCCUAGUGGUAGCAACCCAUUUAACCCUGAUCUGUACAGGGUGGGGUCGGUUUUGUCACCUUCCCCAGCAGUGCCCUAUCCUUCUACUUCAUUUCCAUAUCCAGUUUUUCCUUUUGGAAGCAAUUUUCCUCUGCCCUCAGCCGCUUUUCCAGGCGGGUCAGCAACAUAUCUUGAUUCAUCAUCUGCCGGGAGGCUUUUUCCUGGGGUUCGUUCCCAGCUGUUAGGACCUGCUGGUGUGGUUUCAUCCAAUUACCCAAGGCCUUAUGUUGUUAAUCUUCCUGAUGGUAGCAAUAACAGUAGCGGUGAAAGCAGUAGGAAGUGGGGAAGACAAGGGCUUGAUCUCAAUGCAGGGCCUGGAGGUCCAGACUUAGAUGGGAGAGAUGUGACAUCACCUCUUGUCCCGCGGCAACUAUCUGUUGCCAGUUCACAAGCCAUGGCUGAGGACCAAGCAAGGAUGUUCCAGAUGCAAGGUGGCACCUUUAAAAGGAAGGAACCCGAGGGAGGGUGGGACGCCUACAGACAGUCCUUGUGGAAAUAGGCAUGUCUAAUUGCAGAAUUGGGCGACUCGUGAAAGCUUUGCUUUGAGGAUGGGCAUUUGCUAACCCCCACGAGGUCAUCAUCUAAGCUUGUGUGCUUCCGGAGGAUGGGCGGUAAGUGAGUUAUUUGAUGUUGUUCAUGGUCUCCGACCCCCUCCUCUUUGAUGUAUCAGUUGUAAUCUUAAAAGAUAUAUGGGUUCUUCAAGCUGUUUGUUCCUUGAAUUUGUUAGGCGGACGCGAUCUUUGUUUCCGCUUUGUAGAUAUUCUAACAGUUAGAAAACAUACUGUGGUUCCCAUACACAAUCUUUGGUGCCCCUAUCGGUCUUCAAUGCAUUAGGUAUAAACCCAAACCCAUCCUCUCCGUUGCCAAACCUCUCCAUUUGUCGAUUUUUGACCGCUCAAAACAGAAGCUUCUGUGUUUAUUUCUCUUUGAUCACAUAUGCAAGCAGAUCAACAAAUUUUGGAACCUU